AUGAGUUCGCACAGGACUACCGGCAACAACAGUGGGUCAAGCCGCCCCCACAAUGUCCAGCAGAACCUCCAGCAGGUUGCCACGCAAGCCACUGCCCUAGUUGGAUCCAGUACUCGCGGCGCCAACGGGCGCGGCGAUCCGGGGUGCAUCCCCCAGCGCACAACAUACGUCACGAGCGAUGCCAGGGACGCGUUCAACAAGGUACAGCAGAAGUAUGCUGCGCAGAUACUCGAUGGUCCUCAAGGUGAGUCGGCUCGAGCCAUGCAGCAGCCCCAGGUCGAUAGGAUCCAGGGCCUUUUUGACAAGGUCGACGUCAUAGUAGAGACGCCUCUCGGUCAGCUCCCUGAGGCUGGGCGUGGGGAGACGAUGGAAGAGCGGGGAAAGCUGGUCCUGGCAUAUGUUCGACAUAUCGAGGGGCUGAUGCAGGCUCUGUCCGAGACUCGUCGGAACUAG
Molecule: messenger RNA, 453 nt
Organism: Pyricularia pennisetigena
Lineage: Eukaryota; Fungi; Ascomycota; Sordariomycetes; Magnaporthales; Pyriculariaceae
Exons: 1
Coding region: 1-453 (150 amino acids)
Source: RefSeq, a predicted model, not a curated record